CCCCCUGCCGCCGGGACGUGCCGGGCUGGCGGCGACCGAGCGAGGCCCCGGCGUCCGGCGCUCACUUCCGCGUCCCGCCGCCCUCGGCCCGCGCGCCGCCCGCCGCCUGCGCCGCCGCCGAUCGGACAAUAGGCCGCCCGCCCGGGGCCCGGGAGCUGCCGCCGCCGCCGGCCGCCGGGGCCUCCUGCUCGGCGGCCCGGACCAGCCCCGCCGCCGGGGAGCCGCGGGCGCCGAGCCCGGGACCUACCUGCGCCUCCGGCCUCCCCGCGCCGCCGGCCCGCUGCGCCCCGGACCCGCCGCGGCUGCUGCCGUGCGGUGCGUUUCCGAGUUUGGUUCAAGAGGAUGUGACUUUGGUUUGUGUUAUUUUUUUCUUUUAACUUUUAUGAUUUGAGAAAGAGAAAACUGCAGAGUAAGUCGGGACAGGGAAGCGCCGCCGUCGGAUCCCACGUGGACACUUCCGAGGGGAGAAGAAGUUGCAGGAGAACUUGGUGUCUCUUGGCCUUGGCGAGGCCUCGACGUGGGCUGGACUCUGAGGCCUGGCUGGGGCCAUGACUCUCACUUUGGGCAGGUGGAGGGUUUUCCUUGUUCUGGGCUGGACUUGAGCUCCCUGUUCUUGCUCCCCCACCCCGCCCUCCACCCCAAACACACACAUACACACACACACACACACACACACACACACUACCCGGCGCCCUGCCUAGGCCUUCACACCCGCCACCAACAUGGACAAGUACCAGGACUUGGGCCUGGAGGCCAGCAAGUUCAUCGAGGACCUGAACAUGUACGAGGCCUCCAAGGACGGGCUCUUCCGAGUGGACAAGGGUGCGGGCAACAAUCCGGAGUUUGAGGAGACCCGCCGGGUGUUUGCCACCAAGAUGGCCAAGAUCCACCUCCAGCAGCAGCAGCAGCAGCAGCAGCAGCUCCCGCAGGAGGACACCCUGCCCCGGGCUGGCCGAGGGCCUGUCAGCGGCGGGGGCCGCCCGGGCCUGCAGGCCCCUCGGGAAGCCGGUGCGGGCAGUCGGCUGACCAUGGACGGUGCUGCCAAGCCCCCUCUGGCGGCCUCGACGGGAGCUCCUGGGACAGCCACCGCCGUCGCCGCUGGGCAGCCCUCAUACCCGGCCCAGGAGCAGAAGGCCAGGCCGUACGCCCCCGCGAGGCCUGGCAGCCAGGACUGUGCUUCCAAGGAGGGCCUGGCCGGUUCUGGUUCCGAGGUGUCUGCCGGCCACUGCGAGGACCCUUCCUGCCUCACCCAUGGAGACUACUACGACAACCUCUCCGUGGCCAGCCCCAAGUGGGGUGAAGAACCCGGAGUGCCCCCCGGCAUCAGGCUGGGUGGAGGGACGGGGUGGCCGGGCGCCCCGGGCGGUGACCCGUCCCCACCCACGCCCUCCAGGGACCCUUACCUGUACCAGCCGCAGCUCUCCCCCAGCUCCCGCCGGGCGUUUGAGAGCGGCCUGGAUGGCGGCCGUCAUGGCCGAGGCAGUGAGAAGCCAGCGGGUGCUUGGACCCCUGCCUCCUCCCAGUGGGCACGUCCUGGCCUUCCCUCCCCAGGCCUGGAGAACGGGGCCCUCCUGGGCCCCGCUCAGCCCCGAACCCCCUUUUCGGGGAGCUGCCCCAGUCAGGGAGCGCUUCCGAAAACAAACUCGGGGGCACGGAGUGAGGUUUCGGGCACCAUGCCCCGACCGAAUGCGCAGCCUCAGUCCUGGUUCCAGGAUGGGCCCACAUCCUACCUGUCUAGUUCCGGGCCCUCCUCUCUGCCCGCCAGCAUGGACCGUCUGCAGCUGGACGCCGCCCCGGGGCUGGGUCCCCAGCCUGGCUGCGCAGACCCUGGCGCCGGUCCCAAGCUCGGCCCCGUCGGCCGCGGCCAUCCGGCGAUGUCCGCCCCACUGGAGUCAUCUUGCAAAGAAGGUCCCCCUGGCUGGCCUUCUGAGGGUGGCCUGGGGCCCGUGCUCCCCGAGAACCCCAGCGCCCGCAGCGUGAGGCUGCCCUGCCAGACCCUGGCCCCGGGGCCCGAGCUCGGGCCCUCGACGGCCGAACUGAAGUUGGAAGCCCUCACCCAGCGCCUGGAGCGGGAGAUGGAUGCUCACCCGAAGGCCGAUUACUUCGGUUCCUGCGUGAAAUGCAGCAAAGGGGUGUUUGGGGCCGGCCAGGCCUGCCAGGCCAUGGGGAACCUGUACCACGACGCCUGCUUCACCUGUGCAGCCUGCAGCCGGAAGCUGAGAGGAAAAGCCUUUUAUUUCGUCAACGGCAAAGUGUUUUGUGAGGAGGACUUCCUGUACUCCGGCUUCCAGCAGUCAGCUGACCGGUGUUUUCUGUGUGGCCACCUGAUCAUGGACAUGAUCCUGCAGGCCCUGGGGAAGGCCUACCACCCGGGCUGCUUCCGCUGUGUCGUCUGUAACGAGUGCCUGGACGGCGUGCCCUUCACCGUGGACUCGGAGAACAAGAUCUACUGUGUCCGCGAUUACCACAAGGCUCGGAUGAGACCAUCCGCGUCGUGUCCAUGGACAGAGAUUACCACGUGGAGUGUUACCACUGCGAGGACUGCGGCCUGGAGCUCAACGACGAGGACGGCCACCGCUGCUACCCGCUGGAGGACCACCUCUUCUGCCAGCCCUGCCACGUCCAGCGGCUGGAGAAAGGGCCCUCGCCCGCAGCCCUGCACCAGCAGCACCAGCAGCACCAGCAGCACCUCUUCUAGCCGGAGCCCCAGCCCGAGGGGCGGGGAGAGGCCCGGGUGCCUGUGGAUUCUGGGAGUGGAGGUGGAGGUGGGGGUGGGGGUGGGGGUGGAGGAGGCGUGGCCAGCGAGUGCCCGCGCACAUGCCUGGGGCCCUAGGCUUGCGACCCUGCCCGCCUGGGGUGUGUAUUUCCCCGAGGGCCUGCGUCCGAUCGCUCAGGAAGAUGCUAGGACCCGGUCCCAUCACAGGGCAAGGUGUGCACGGAGCGUGAUUCAUAAGAUCUGGGGGGGCGGGGAGAGGUUCCCGCUGCCGAUGCAUCCAUCCAACCCUUCCUCUCCCUCCAGGGAAAUAGUGCCCCCCAUGUCCCCCUGCACACGUACAUGCUCAGAGUGAUUUUGGGCUUCCUUCCGCCCCAGAGCUGCGUUCAGCAGAAGGGCUGCAAAUUUUAACUGGUUGAGGCGAGAGGGGAAGCCCAAACACGAGAGCCAGUGCCGAAGUAAGCGAGGCGGGGCGCCCUCCUGCCCCCUGCCCCCUGCCCCCCGCCCCCUGCCUGCAUUUUGUGUGCCCGACAGAUCUGCGCAGCCAGGGAGGGGGCGCUGGCGGAGACCUGCCCCGCCCUAGACUCUGCCCCCGGGACAAAGAACUUGGUGCGGGCACCAGGCCUCUUUGCCCACCCUUUGCCCUUUCCCCUCUCCGGCGCUCUCCAGGGUCUGUGAUUUGGGAGUCGCUUCUGCAGAGGCAGGUCCUCGGACCCCGCAUGCCUCUACGGCUCAGGGAAGGCUGGGCUUCUGGAAGUCCUGCGUCCUGAGAGCCAGCGAUAGAUCCUCCCAGCCCCUUGUCCGCCAGGAGUGUGUGUGUGUGUGUGUGUGUGUGGCCUCUAAGCCCGGGCGGUGGAGGGCGCGCCUGAGGAUAAGUUAUUAGUCAUGGCACGGGUUUCUCUCUGGCCCCCCUUUUGGCACCGGCAUUAUUACAUUGGAAGGAACCGAUAUUAGGUACAGAGCUUUUGUCUCUCUCUUUUCCUCUUUUAACUGUUUCCUCCACUUUCAGUCUUCCACACACACACAACAUACCUCACAGACACGGGCAUCCCCACGUCGCAGGUAGAGGAGGACGUGGACCGUGGCCAUGGGCUCAGGGACCUUCUUUGGUGCCUUAGGAACAUCCAGCUUCUUGCCGGCCGCUCUCCGGUGGGCCCGGGCCCUGGGACCCUAAGCAAGGGCCAGCAGGGAAGAGAUGGAAAACUGGGUGCUACUGCCUUACUUAUUUCAUCAUGCUGGCUCCCGGGAGUGGCCAGGCCUGGAGGGCCACACCCUGGCAAGUUUCCAAGGCAACGUCUGAACGGAGGAGGCAGGGUUUGCCUUGCAUGUCACAGUCCUGAGGCCCGAGGUCAGGAUCCCUGGGCAUUUCGAUAGGAAGAUACAUACAUACGUUCCUGUUGGUAAAAGGUUUGGGGGGCAUUCGCCCUCUCAGCCUGCGGAGAGGGCCCCGGAGCCUGGAGCACUGGGACCAUCUCACCACGGCCGGCCGGGCACGGCAGCUGGCGUCUGCUCUCUGCCUCCUCACCUGGCACCCCGAGCUCGGGAUUGGGGCCGAGGAGGCUGGUCAGUGGAGCCAUUCUGGGACUCCCAGAUGUUCCCCCUGGCCCAGCUUCCCCCGCGGGCCAUGUUUUUGACUCAUCCGGUAGCAGUUGUCUGUAAGACGCAAGAAUUGACGCCAUGGGUGGUUGCACAGUUUUGUGAAAUGUAUUCUGCUGGGGUCCUUUGGCCAGAUGCCACUUCUAGGCUGUGUGCUGUCUGUCCUUGGUUCUUUCUCAUAAGCUGAGCCUCCUGGAAACCUGUGAAUGAGUGGGGUUGGGGAAGGGACCCCUGGGGUCACACCCCUCUCUUCCCAUCAAGUCCUCCAGCUGAGCCCGGGCAAGGCUGUGGGCAGAGGAAGCCAGCCAAUGCGUCUCAGCCGCCUUUGCCAACUCACGGAUGUUUCUGGCCCCGAGGACUCACCUUUGUUCCACUUUCGAGUCCAGCGGGAGUAGGAGGUGUUUGUUUGCAAAUUGGGUAACUCGUUAGUUUUAUCUGUGAUUCAGUUUUUUUAAAUGAGAUUUUUAAAAUAGACUGCAUUGGGGUGAUUCAGAUCUCGCGGUCAAUAUGGCAUUAUUUUAUUAUUAUUAUUGAAGAACAAUGAGAAUUCCCAGAUGAGACAUGAGCAGCAACCUCUCUCGUGAUCCGCGUCCCCCCGUUUUUCUCUCUCCUGCUCAGGCCUUUGCACGUAAGCCACGAGGAGAUGUUCGCCUACCCGGUUAUUUUAAACACUCUGUACGUUAUUAGCCACGUGGACCUGUCAUGAGGUUGUGCUUAGAGAGAAAACAAGCGCCUGGCAGACCAGGAUGAAUACGUUGGCUGUAAAAGGUAGAGCAAACAGCCCUUCCCUGGUUCCCUAGACAGCUCUUUGACGUUAGCCUGAUUCCAGACCCCAGCGCCAGCCUUCUCCCUUGCCUCAUUGCCCUUUCAUUUUCCCCCCCUUCUUUUUCUUGCUUCCUACUGCCCCUCACCCACCCCCUCAGGUAGGGCCUUUCAAAACCUGCCUGGGUGGUCGAAAGGCGAGUAACCCAGGUUGGCCGCUCUGUCAGGAGUCUCUGCCUCUGGUGUUUCCUAUCUGUCACUGAGUAAAGAGUGAUUUGUUCAUCUCUCACCAUGGGAGGGCCUUUAGUCCUGUCCCUGCCACUGCAAGGGCCCUGGCCCUGCCCCCACAGGACUUUCCUUGCUCCUCGGUCAGUGCUGGAGUGACAGGCUCUUUCAGUUGAGUCCUGAGGUUGCUCCAUUGGGUCCUGCAUGGUGGGAGGGAUUGUCACCAAGUUCCAACACCUGCAAGGGCUGCCGUCACCUUGUUUCCUUGGGCUUGGGUCACACUUACAAAAGGGAAAACAGAAAUGUUAGGACUGGAGAAUUACCCACAGUCCUUUGCAGGCCAUCUCUCUGUGUGUGUGUGUAUGUGUGUGUGAGUGUGUGUGUGAAAGUGAGAACUGUGAGGGCUGCUGACUCACUUGCAAAGAAUGUGUGCGAGACUCGCCCCCCAAACCAUGGUUGCUUGGUGCCGUUGUUAAUAAGACCCUGUCUGCCAGGAAACCAAAUUCUUUGUACUCUCCUUUGUGCUGCGAAUGGUCCUAAUUUCCCAGUUACUAUUUGAAGUAACUUUCUGAAGUUAACAGAUAAAAAAUGAACAACAGAUGUUGGCUAUCUAUUGUUCUGAGCCAGAACAGGACAGAUGUGGGAAAUUUCCAUUGAGAGUAUGAAAAUGUCAACUGUGCAGUGAAAAUUAUUUUUCUCGGUCUCUUUUCUACAAAUUUAUUAAAAAUUUUACUGUUCCUAUGAAGUUAUGCACAAUGUUGUUCCUGUAAAAUUAUCCCAGGUUUCACUGUUCCUAUAAAAUGAUUUAACAUGUCAUAACAAUAAAACUCAUCAAUUUGUAGACCAUUAAAGUGCUCUUCAAC
Pipistrellus kuhlii (Kuhl's pipistrelle) is the source of this 6159-nucleotide messenger RNA. RefSeq names its product LIM domain containing 1 (gene LIMD1). The transcript has 7 exons. Gene Ontology annotation, biological process: response to hypoxia; cytoskeleton organization; negative regulation of hippo signaling. Gene Ontology annotation, molecular function: transcription corepressor activity. The record is from RefSeq and is a predicted model, not a curated record. Gene Ontology annotation, cellular component: nucleus; transcription regulator complex; P-body. NCBI's taxonomy places the organism in Eukaryota, Metazoa, Chordata, Mammalia, Chiroptera, Vespertilionidae. The coding region runs from base 723 to 3068 and encodes 781 amino acids.